AUGCAACCUACGACCUCAUUCUCUACAAAACCGGAUGGACAUGACGACGGUUCCAGUUUUGGCAAGCUAAUCGAACAAAAACAGGAGGCCGAGCAGAAGCAGUUGCAUCUUCUUCAAAUUCUGGAUUCCGAACGUCGAGCAAAAUGGCAAUACGUCAAACAAACGGAGGAUUUGGCUGCCGAAGUUAGGAAGCUCAAACUGGAGGUAAAGUUCAGCUAA
Molecule: messenger RNA, 219 nt
Organism: Echinostoma caproni
Lineage: Eukaryota; Metazoa; Platyhelminthes; Trematoda; Plagiorchiida; Echinostomatidae
Source: the annotation of a GenBank genome assembly